UGCUAUGGACGCGGUCAGCUGUGGCGGGAAUUAACACGGUUUUAUAUUGAAGGCUGGAAAAAUUAUUUUAGAAAUUAUGAAGUUAACCUAACUGCUGAAACUUAAUGAAAAGAGGUUUUAAGAAUCUACUCCGCAAAAAUAUUUUGAUUCGUGUUCGUGCUUGUGGUGUUUUCGUUAGUCUUAACAAAAAAAGUGCCACGUAUUCGGAGAGCGUUUUAUGGGUUUUCUGAGCGCACCUGGCCCUAAUAUUCGAGUAGCGUUAGACAGUGGUGGAAUUGGUCACGUGGUAAGAGAGCACAGUUGCCUUGGUACAGUUUCAGUUACAACGACAAACAUGUGGACUGCAUGACAACAGAACCUCAAUUUGUGAUGGCUCCGGUUAUAAACUCUACUACCAACCCUCCAGUUUCUCCGAACCCCAUAAAAGGGAUGGAGAAUCGCCUUCGGUAUAUGAUGACCCCUCGUAAUUCCAUGUCCAUCACUUAUACUAAGGGACUUCUCAACAUGCCUGGUCAGAACAACUGCUUCCUUAACAGUGCCGUACAGGUUCUUUGGCAUUUGGAUAUAUUCCGGAGAAGUUUCCGAGAGAUCAAAGGACAUGCGUGUAUGGGAGAAUCGUGUAUAUUUUGUGCAUUAAAGGAACUCUUUGCUCAAUUCCAAUAUAGCCAAGAGUCUGCUUUACCACCAGAUGCUUUGAGACGUGCUUUAGCAGAAACAUUUUUUGACCAACGUCGUUUUCAACUGGGUUUCAUGGAUGAUGCAGCAGAAUGCUUUGAGAAUAUUCUUAUGAGGAUCCACUUUCACAUAGCCAACCAAGAACCAGAAGACAUGUGUACUCUAACUCACUGUAUUGCUCAUCAGAAAUUUGCUAUGACUUUAGUAGAACAGAAUGUGUGUCACGUGUGUGGAGCAACUUCUGAACCAUUGUCUUUCACUCAGAUGGUCCAUUAUGUUUCAUCAUCGGCUCUGUGUUCUCAAGCAAGCCUGAUGAUAUCACAGAAAAUAGAUCCCACCCAGGCCUUUGGUCAGUUAUUACGGCAAGCAGGAAGUAUGGGAGAAGUACGGAACUGUCCUAGUGCUUGUGGUGCCAAAAUACAGAUAUGUAGAGCUUUAAUGAAUCAUCCAGAAAUAGUGAGUAUUGGAGUAGUAUGGGAUUCGGAAAAUCCAACUUUGGAUCACAUCAUGGAUGUUAUCAAAGCCAUAGGCUUGAAAAUAAGUUUGCAAGAUACAUUCCACUCAGUUGUUGAUGGAAGUUGGGCAAGGGGUGCUACCCACCAGUUGGUAGGGAUUGUUACGUACUAUGGUAAACAUUAUUCCACGUUUUUUUUCCACACCAAGCUACGAAUUUGGAUAUAUUUUGAUGAUGCUGCAGUUUGUGAGAUUGGCCCGAAAUGGGAUCAAGUAGUGGACAAAUGUUACAGAGGACAUUUUCAGCCACUUCUGCUUUUGUAUGUUGAUCCACAGGGGAGUCCCGUCUCAUCAGAAACUGCUCCAAAAAGUGUUACCGUAGUUGCAGGGCACAGUAAACCACAGAAAGAUAUUUUUUCCAAAGAAGACGUAUAUUCUUCUAGUGGAAACCACAGACGAGCUUUCACUCCAAACCCUGAAACUUCUCAGGAAAAUAUUACUAGUGUACAGCCAAGAAGAGCUAUAACUCCCAGUGGGGAGUUAUCUUGUCGUUCUGUGAAAAAUCAUUUUCAUUCUCAAUUCAGGCAAAGUUCUUUAGCAAACGUUGUCUCAAACAAAAAUGGUAGGCACUUAUCUUUUAAACAGUCUCACCCCUCACAAACAAAUCUAUCAUGUGAAUGGAAACCUCACUAUUUCCAGAAUUACUUGAAACAUUCAUCAGCUUCAGUUUUGUCAGAGCAACAGGAUGAGCACAACAGUAGUGGAAUGACUUAUUCAGAUAAGUUAUCUGUAGAAACUUCCAGAUGUAAAAGUAGUGUUUCAGUCUGUCAAAACAAGUGUAACAGUGAUGAAAUUUCAAGAAAUUCACAAGGAACGAAAAUGAAUGAGGGUACAUUUUAUGGUAUGCCACUAAGGCCUAGUUGUGGAGAAGAUGUAUUGCAGCAAAGAAAACCUUUAUGUGUCGGACAGUUUGGUUCUAGAGUUGGAACGGGUACCAACAGCGAGAACGGAAAGACUUAUAUCAGCCGAGAAGCUGUUGAAAGCAUUUUAAAGGCUCAGAAACUUCAGUGGCAAAAAACACUCACUGGAGGUGUUGGUUUAUCUGCAGCAGUUGGAACAAGUAACUACAGCAAUACUACUGUUGAGAAAAAUGAAAAAUCUCAAGAAAAACCUUUAAAAAUAGACAUCCCAGAUUUUCCAAAUUCAUUUGGAAGACGUGAUUCUGGAAACUGGAGUGGGGACUGCAACAGUGCUAGUUCAAUGAGCAGCUCAUCUGUGGACAAUAUCUUUUCUGGUGUGGUGGCUGGUAGCAGAUCAAAUAUCAAUUUGCAUCAGUAUGGAAACCUGACAAGGGUUAACUUUGACAAUAACGUCCAGGGUACGACAGGUGACCUAGGAUAUGAUUCCUUUUCACUCUCAAGUACUGAAAGCUACCAAUCUGCAAGAACAAACUCACCCUCUAAAACCGACCAUUCCUUGAUUCAAAUUACUGAAGGCAUGCAAACAGUUUUUCAGAAAAGUAGUAAAGUAGAAACAUUACAGAAGGAGAGUCAUGCCAAAAAUGCUAGAGAUGACUGUGAUAAAUUAUGUGUCCAGGCCGAUGCUCUUUUAAUCAAAUCACAAGAGAAAGAAAAAGAAGGACAACUUAAAGUUGCUACAUUGUUGAGUGACGUAGCAGCGGCCAAGGCCAGAGAAGCUAUGGAUGCCCCUUACAGUAAUCCUAAGUCUUUGACAACUGCAAAGAUGAAACACCGAAGAUGUAUAAUGAGAUCAUCAGCUCUCCACAGUAGAUUAAAAGAAAUUGAAAAUGAAGAAUUGAAAUUGAAAAAUGAAGCAAAUUCUUGUAACACAAAUAAAUGUCUUAAUCCUAUUGGCACUAUCAGUACUGAUGAUUCUAGUGUAUUACCUGACCAGCAAAUUAAUACUUCUACUUUAGUAACUGAAUGCUCUACUAGUGGUAAUAUAAAUGAAAGGGACGAAAAAAUGCUUCAAAUUUAUGCUACAUUACCUAAAAGAGGAAGAAGAUACAAAAAUAACCAUGAGGGGUUGGAAGAUGCCAUGAAGAUCAAAAGUGAACAAUCAAACAAGGAUACACCAGAAGAAAAGGAAACGUUUUUUCAUCAACAGUCUUUAAAAUCCAGAAGAGAGUUUGCAACAAGGACCAAAAGUUUCAAUGAGAAAAUGAAUCUUGAUGAUAAAGAAAGAUUAUCCUUAAGAAGAACAGAUGGAUCCAAAAUGUCUGAUGUUUCGAGCUCUUUCAAAGAGAAAAAUCUAACUGAAGUGGAAAGAAAUGAUAAUCCUAAAAGUAACCUUCACAGAACAUAUUCUGUGCCAUCUGCAAGCCUGAAUAAAGACUCGGAGAAAAGCACCAAUACACUAAAUCAGACAUUUUCUGGGCAGCCAAGUAAGAAACAACAUCGAGUUCGGAGAAAGCUUCUUGGUGGUUUCAUGAGAAGGAAAAACCGCAGCCUCCCUGACCUGAGAGAGAGCAAAGACCAGGAUGAGGUUAUAUCGAAUUCUUAUGAUGAUUCAACCAUCUUUGGCACACUGCGAUUUACAAAGUUACAUCAAGUUAAACCUUCAACAUAUGAUGACUUCUCUACAGGCAUGCAAGAACAGAAAAACAAAAAUACUAACCAUCAAGAUAACCAGAUGAACAAAAGACCCGUGAAGAAUUAUACUUCACUAAGGAAAGAAUCUCACAUAAUUGAACCUGAUCCUUCGGAGAAUAAUUUCAAGAAAGAGUCCAUGGUAAGAAGUCGUAUAGUAUCACCAGCCUGGUUAUCUCAAAAUUUCAGUAAUAAAGCAAAUGUUAAACUUUCUCCAUGGAAAUAUUCUAACCCAUCAAAUAAACUAAAUAUUCAACCUUCUGAACACCCAUCUAAAGCUUAUAUUGAUCAGGAAAAUAUUGGGCAAGAACCUAUGUCGUCAGAACAAAACCCAAAGCGAAAGAUUCUUGAAAACAAUGAGGAUAAGAAAGAAGAAUAUAUAACAUCCCUUAGUAAUGGAAUAAAAGAAUAUUUGAAUAAAACACAAGAAGUAGAGACAAGUGAUCUACAAGACUUGCCCAAAAGUCAUUAUAUGAAAGAAGCUCAGUGGAUGCAGGAACUACAGCAGAAACAACUUCAUAUGCUACAAAAGAAGAAGCUUCAGGAUUCUUGUAGUUCUAACCCAGGGGAAUCACAGAAUACAAGAAACAAGUCUCCACGCACUAUUCUAUCAGAAACUCCAAAAUCCAUCAAGUGUGUCCAUCAGAAUCCUGAAUGGAGUACAAAUGUUCACCCAUUACUACAGAGAUCCAGGACAGGAUUUACUACCACUACUGAGAGAGUAAAAGAAAAAGAGCCUCAUUUGAAUAACCCUCAAUCUGUAAAAAUCUUAGCCUCAAGAAUUGAAUCAUUUCUCAAGCCUGCAUCUGAACAUGUAUCUAAAGAUGAGAAUAAAGGCAAUUAUAAACAAGCACUAUCUCAUAGGUCUACCCUUCAGAUGUCAAGACAAAAAGAACUACAGAACUUGGAGGCUUGUUCGGCAGUUACUGAUCUUAAAGUAGUCGAUCAACCACCCGAUUAUGAAACUACUCUUCAGCGCCUUGGAUUACUACGAAACAAGUGGCAGUCUUCUGAUGAAACACUUUCUCCAAUGUGUGUAAGUUAUGAAACAGAAAGUGGGAGUAAAGUUCCUGAAGUGAAGAAAAUUUCCAGUUCUCACUUAUCUGACUUUCUUCCUAGUUACCACAAACAGAACUCAAGUUUACUUGGACAUACAAGACAGGAGGCUGGAACACAGCCUAUAACUUCUGUGGGAACUCCUCACCAAGCCAGACAGACUGGGAAAUGCAAACGUUUGUGUAAUCCUAUUUCAGAAGGAGUCCCAAAUUCAUACAGUGUGCCUUCUUUAGUUGAUAUAUCAAAAAAGAAACCCAAUACUAAGAAGUGUGUGACAUUUUCUGAUUGCGUUGUUUUGGUGGAGUGUGAUGAAGACCGAGGAAAAGGGAUAUCUUCAAAUACCCAAUUCCAGGAAACGGUGGAAAAAAGUUCCGCACAACGACAAGUUUCAGGUGGUGGAUUUAGUGAUAAAGCAACUCUUAGGAUGACUCCACAACAACUAAAACUUAGUUCAAGCAACCAAUCAUGUUGCAACCUUUGUCACAAAACUAUAAUAGUUCCACCAACCAUUUAUUGUGCUAAUUGUGCUUGCUACUUAGCUCGAUUUAAGUAAAAUAUAUAGAGCACAGAUCUCCAAGACAUUAUUAAGUAAGCUUUCUUUUAAAUACGAGAAAUUGCUUAAACAAACAGAACCACAGAAUGAAUGUUAGUCUAUUUUCUUCUACUUGGUAAUAAAAGUAUUCAUAAGUGUGGAGGUUCCUUGUCUGUGAUAGCUUCUCAAAGAUGUGGCUAUUCAUGAAUUGAAAUUUUGUCUACAGUAUAUGCAUAUAUGAUUUACAAAUCAAUAAAUAACUACAAAAAAGUAUUUGACAACAUCACUGAAUCCUUUUUGAAAAGCUCUUUAUCUGUAUAAAAUUUUGUACCAUAAACUUAUUGUGUACAUACUAAAUUGUUACAUCUGUAUAAUAUAUAUAUAUAUAUUUGAAGAUCUAUAUAUUUUUAUAAAUGCAUGUAUCUAUAUCAUUUUUGUGGUUCUAAACAUUCUUUAUAUACUGCAAGCAUAUUUUAAGGUAUUGGUGCAUAUAACUUUACUGUGAUUUUAUCUGAAAUUGCAACGAGUGGUUAACUAGCAAAUUAUAUUUGUAUUGAAAUUGAUCUCAAUUCAUUCUACAUGAACGCUUUUUGAUCUUUGAAUAUUUUUUGUAUGCCAUUUUUCAUUCUAAAAAGUGCCAUAGAGAAAAAACUGUAUUAUGAACAAAAAAAACUUGAAAGUGCAAAAGAAAAAUGUCAGUGAUUGUUUUUUGUAUUUGUACAAAUGUAAAUUUUAAGGUUCAUUUUUUUCAACCCUUGGUUUAAUAAAAAACACCCAAUAAAAUUUAUUAGAUAAAGAAAAAAAAUGAAGCUUUUUUUUUUUUACAUUUCUUAACUAUUGCAACAUGAACUGACAGAAGAGGAGUACAUGUUGAUAAAAAAAUUACAGAAUAUUCAACUAAUUUGAAGUGAAAGAAGAUUUCCAAAUUACCGUUUCACAAAUUCAGAACUCUGCAUUAAAUAUUACUCAUUACAAUGUUUAUGGCUAGAAACAGUAUGAAGCUUGUUAUAGUGAAAACUGCACGAACUAGGAACACGGGUAAUAGUUGAUUGAAUAGCGUUAACUUUAAAAAUUACAGCUAUCUACCUUAGAAAGUAAUACUUAGAUCAAUUGUUUGGUACUGUGAUAAAAGUUAAAAUAUUUUUUCUAUUUUUGAGAGAAAUUUGGUGAACAAAACCACACGAAAAAACUAUUUUUUUUUAUAAUGCCUUAAUGAAUGUCAUGACUGAAAGACUCAAAGUCACACAAAUAUAUAUGUAUAUUUUUAUAUAACUUACAAAUACCUGUUCAUGGAUAUUUUUAACCACUGCUUUUCAAACUUUCAAUAAUUAUCAUGGAUAAAAAUAUAUGUGCACAGUGCUGAAUCUCCCCCAAACUUGUUUCUUUCGUACAUGUUUAGUCUCAAAGAAUUACAAACACACACACACACACAUAU
Limulus polyphemus (Atlantic horseshoe crab) is the source of this 6760-nucleotide messenger RNA. RefSeq lists its product as uncharacterized. Bases 346 to 5346 code for a protein of 1666 amino acids. The transcript is spliced from 17 exons. Gene Ontology annotation, biological process: protein deubiquitination. Lineage: Eukaryota; Metazoa; Arthropoda; Merostomata; Xiphosura; Limulidae. The record is from RefSeq and is a predicted model, not a curated record. Gene Ontology annotation, molecular function: cysteine-type deubiquitinase activity.